Labeo rohita (rohu) is the source of this 2539-nucleotide messenger RNA. Its product is annotated as coiled-coil domain-containing protein 30. The record is from RefSeq and is a predicted model, not a curated record. NCBI's taxonomy places the organism in Eukaryota, Metazoa, Chordata, Actinopteri, Cypriniformes, Cyprinidae. The transcript is spliced from 18 exons. Bases 296 to 2488 code for a protein of 730 amino acids.
CUGCAGGACGUCCCACACAGACACACACAGACACAAUACAGACAGCCUAUACGCUGAUGAACGUGAAUUUCACACAGAUUCUGAAAAAAACUGAAGAUGAUACAUUGUAACAUCCGUUUCUAGGCGACCGUGAAAGUUUAAAAGUUCCAUUAGAACGCGACUGUUACAUGAAAGAAAACGGUUCGAUUGAAUUCACAGCGGCAGAGUUUGGAUACUUUUGGAACGCGCGUUUAUGUGUUUCCUAGAACUUAGAACAGUAACUAAUAGAUAAUUAAAUGGUUUUAAACGUGAAGAGAUGUGCACAGCACAGAUGUUGCAGGACAUGGAUCAGCGGCUGCAGGAAGAAGGGUUGAACUCUUCGGCUUCCAGCGAUGAGCGUCUGUCUGUGCUGUGGCAGCUUUACAAGAGCAGUGAAAGUACCGUGAGAUCCCUCAACCAGCAGAUCCAAGAUCUGCAGAAGGAACGUGUUGCUGAGAUUGAAAAGGUUCAGCAAUAUGUCAAUCACAUUAAGAGUCUCACAAAGACCCGAGACUCUGUGGCUUUACAUCUGGAGCAAGAAAACAAAACGCUCCAUGCUGCCCUGGAUGACAUCCGCCGACAACAAGAGGCGCAGAGGAGCGAAAUCUCUGAGAUGUUACUCCAGGAAGGUCUGGCUGAUAUUAUUCCCAUCAGCCUGAGUGAACAGGUGGCUUACCUCCUCGCAGACAGAGCCUCCCUGCUGGAGAAAAUGCAAAGCCAGGAGAACAUGGAUGUGAAGAUCACACAGGAUCCUGAUGUUCAUAAAGAGGAUUGUAGAGGAAAUGUGGUCAGAGUGGUACCACCACAUGUUCAAAGCCCUUGGAAGAGACUUCUAGGACUCAGAAAAGCUGCUCAGAGUAAACAGAAAUUACUGCCUCAGGUGGUUGACCUGCAGUGCAGUGGGGAUGACAAGACGAAGGGACGGACGUUGCAGGAACUGGAGCGAGAUGUGGAAGAGGCCUCGGCUCGACUCGCCAUGGCCCACAAGGAGAUCCGCAGACUCACGGAUGAGCUGGAGUCGGCUCACCUGACCCAAAAGGCUUAUGAACCAGAGCUGCAAGAAGCUCAAAUGGAAGUGGAGCACCUCCGACACGAAGUGGAGAAACUGAAACGCUGUGAAGUUGCUGAAUUGCGAAAAACAAAAGAGAUGAACGAGAAACAGGAAGUAGAGUUGUGCCGCCUCAGGGAGAGUGUGAAGAGGCUACAAGCGGAGCAUGUGCAUUUGUUUGAAAUGAAAGAAGCCCCUGACAGCACUGGCACUGCAUCCAAAGGCAAAAACCCACAGGAAGAGGAUAUCCAUAAACGGUGUCUGGAUGAGAUGCAGGAGAGGUUACACAUGCUGCAAGACCUGACGCAGGUCACGCUGAAACUGCGGAUGGAUUUCGAGACGGAGGCCGACCUGCGCAGGAGGGCAGCGGACGAAUGUGAAGAGCAGAAGAGGAAGAGGACGGAUGCGGAGCAGUUAGUGCGAGACUUCCAGAACCUCUGCGAGAAGCAGGCGGACGAUUACAGGAACACCGUCGGCAGCCUUCAGGUGGAGAUCAGAGAUUUAAUAACUAAGGUACGAGAGCUUGAGGCACACGAUGUGGAAAGGCAAUGUGACAAACACCUGAAGCAGGUGUCAUCUCUGGAGGAUGAGGUUUGCCAGCUGAAGUUUGUCCUUCAGGAGGAGCAGCAGAAGACAAGGCAGCUGUCCAUGAACAUGCAGAUGGAAAUUGAACAGGCCAGAGCUUUGGUCCAGUCGCAGGACGUCCAGCUUCAGCGGGAUGCAGAAGAGCAGAAGAGGAUGUUCGAGGAGCUGCAGGACAUCCAGAACAUCCUCAUCGCCACCAAACAAGAGCUGCUGUCCCAGAGGAAAAUCAACACACAGCUGCAAAACAACGUCACUGACGCAGAGCAGGAAAACCUCAGGCAGCUCCAACAAAACAUCGAACACUUGAGGAACAGAAUAACCAGCAGUCAACAGGAGACUGAGUCUCUGAGGACAGAACUUCAGAUAGCUCUAGUUAACGUGGAUGCUGAGAGGAGUAAAUACAACGACAAGCGAAUCCACUACAAAAACAAGCUUAGCCGGGCCAGAGGGGUUUACCUGAGAGAGACGGGGUGGCGUGACGAGAAAAUAAAAGACCUGGAGAAAGAGAUUUUUAUUCUAAGGAAACAAGAGGAAAAGGCAAAACACAUGAUGAAAAUAGUCACAUCUGAAAAUGAAAGUCUGCUUCAGAAGAACAGAGAGCUGCUUUUACAGCUGCACAACUUCGAAGAGGCACAGAAAAAUGCGUUGGAUACCAUUUCAACCAUGAAAAUGAGGAUAAAUUUGCUUGAAAAAGAAAAUAUUCAGCUACAGCAGACAACAGCACAAAUGUCAGAGCACAUCGAAUGCCUGACGAUAUUAGCUGAGACCAACUGCGAUGACGUCACUGCCGAGAGUCGUGUCAUAGAGGGCGAAGACCAAACUACUCUUCCUACAUAAAUAUCUUCUUUUUUCAGUGUAAAUUAUUUUUGUAAACAUAAAUAUUUCUAA